This is a messenger RNA of Perkinsus marinus ATCC 50983, 1173 nucleotides long. RefSeq names its product tyrosine/tryptophan monooxygenase, putative. The record is from RefSeq and is a predicted model, not a curated record. Gene Ontology annotation, molecular function: iron ion binding; oxidoreductase activity, acting on paired donors, with incorporation or reduction of molecular oxygen, reduced pteridine as one donor, and incorporation of one atom of oxygen. The transcript has 13 exons. Bases 1 to 1173 code for a protein of 390 amino acids. Gene Ontology annotation, biological process: aromatic amino acid metabolic process. NCBI's taxonomy places the organism in Eukaryota, Perkinsozoa, Perkinsida, Perkinsidae.
AUGGCUAUUUCGUGUCGUGUGAGGCCUUUCUGUAUGAUAUCUAGAAGGAUGAUGGUGACGACUCUUGGGGGCGAGGAGAAUAGGAUAGCAUUCACACUUCAUGACAAACCGGGGUCUCUGGUGGAGGCGUUGAGUAUCUUCAGUCGAAGGGGUAUCAGUUUAUCUCAUGUUAGCAAUAGGUUCAAGAUAGCAGCUCCAGAUGUGCCUUGGUUUCCGAGGCAUAUCAGCGAUUUGGACCAAUUUUCGAAAAGCACUCUCGAUGCUGGGGAUCAACUCGAAUCGGACCACCCAGGAUUCACCGAUCCAGAAUAUCGCGCUAGGCGUGAAGAGAUAGCAAAAGUGGCGUCAAAGUACAGAGGGGCGGAUGGUCCUGUACCACAGAUUGAAUACACAGAGAAAGAGGUUGCGACCUGGGGUUACGUUUGGGACGAGCUUACUAAACUCUAUCCUAGGCAUGCCUGCAAGGAACAUAAUGAUGCACUACAGGCUCUCACUGAAGCCGGGAUAUAUGGACCUCGAAAAAUACCUCAGCUGAACGAGUUGUCGGACUUCGUGUCGGCGAGAACAGGAUUCCAGUUUCGGCCGGUCACAGGGUUGCUCAGUGGUCGAGACUUCCUCAACGCUCUGGCAUUUCGGGUAUUCUUCUCGACACAAUAUGUAAGGCACCAUUCAGUGCCAAUGUACACUCCAGAGCCUGAUGUUAUACACGAAUUACUUGGGCAUGCGCCGAUGUUCCUCAAUCCUGACUUCGCCGAUUUCACUCAGUACAUUGGUUUGGCUAGUUUGGGUGCUAGUGAUGACGUUAUCAAGAAGCUUGCGGCAUGCUAUUGGUUCUCGGUAGAGUUUGGGUUACUCAUUGAUCUCAAAGGCGCUGUGAAAGCGUAUGGAGCUGGAGUGCUCUCAUCUUAUGGCGAGCUCCUACAUUCUACUUCGCCGACUAAUCCUAGUAUAUCUAUAAAACCCUGGGACCCUGAGGAAGCUGCUAAUGAAGAGUACCCGAUCACUAAAAUGCAACCGGUGUACUUCGCAGCGAAGAGUAUGGAGGAUGCCAAGAUACAGAUGAAAGCGUACUGUGAUCGAGUGAGUCGGCCUUUUCACUGUGUGUACGAUUCGGAGUCACAAAGCGUGUUCACUGAUGUUGAUGUCUAUACGAGGCCAGUUGCCAUGAAGUAG